Melospiza melodia melodia is the source of this 1993-nucleotide messenger RNA. Its product is annotated as UAP56-interacting factor-like. The transcript is spliced from 9 exons. Gene Ontology annotation, cellular component: nuclear speck. The coding region runs from base 4 to 909 and encodes 301 amino acids. The record is from RefSeq and is a predicted model, not a curated record. Gene Ontology annotation, molecular function: mRNA binding. Gene Ontology annotation, biological process: mRNA export from nucleus. NCBI's taxonomy places the organism in Eukaryota, Metazoa, Chordata, Aves, Passeriformes, Passerellidae.
CCCAUGGAGGCGGCGGGGCCGCAGCCCGCACCGGGCCCCGCGGCGGGGCCGCAGCCGGGCGCCGAGGAGAUCGACAUGUCCCUGGAUGACAUCAUAAAGCGGCACAGGAAGGAGCAGCCAGAUGCCAGCGCCGUGGGCGACAGCAGAAGGCAGCAGGUCAAGAACAGGAGCUCAGCCCCCGGCUAUGGGCGGCCCCGGUACCGAGCCUGGAAGCAGAGGAAUCUGCAAGGACCUCAGCGUUUCAGAAGAGGCUUUGGACAGCAGCAGCUCAAUCGGAGGCAGUUCAGGAAUGCUCUGCCUGGUGGCAAGAGAAGAGCAGCUGCUGCAUUCCAAGGAGUGAGCCCUUUGAACCGCCAGGACUCGGCCCAGGAGGGCACCAAGAAGAGCAAUGCUUUUGCCAAAAGCAGUGGUGGGCAGCAGGAGGAACAGCCACAGCCAUCUGCAAGCCCCAAGAGUUUCAGAGCAGAUGCUGCCAGCAUCCGUGCCCCAGGGAGGAGCAGGCCUUUCCUGCUGAACAGGGGAGCAGCGUUCCAGCAGAAGCGGAUGCAGCAGUGGUUCUACAAAGCUCCCUUCCAGAGAUGGCAGAUGGAUUCUCAAGGAGAAGGGAAACCGCCAAGGAUGAGAAGGUGGCAAGUGAAACCCAGCCCGGGAGCAAUUCUGACGGUUUCUGUGCUUAAUCCCCAGGCGGGCCAGCUCAGCCUGCCUGGAUCCAAGCGCCCAUUCCUGCGAAGCCAGAGAGCCCCAGCACAGGUGGCCAAGCCCCAGCCCCGGGGGGUGCUGCUGAGGUUCAACUUCCGCGCCAUGGCCAACCAGACCAGCCUGACUCUGGAUGAGAGGUUCUCUGGUCUGAGGAAUAAGAGGCGCUUUACAGCGGCCAGGAGCGCCCGGCGGACGGUCACCAUGCCUUAGGACACGUGCUCGGCACAGGGACUGCCUGGGACACUCCAGGCUCCCUGACACGGCCUCAAUAAAAGUCCUUAGAUUCCCUUUGAGAUAGCUGAUUUGGCAAUGUGCUGUCUCCUUCCUUCCACACAGAGUGAAUGAGUGAGUGAGGGCAGGGAUCAGGCAGGAUGAGCGUUUGGGCCAGAGCACGGGGCAGGUGGGACACGGGCAGGGAGGGGGAUGAGCAGAGAUGGAUUUGCUGGGAAGCUGCAGGGCUGGCACCAGCCCUGUCCCCCUGCCAGGGCACCCUGUGCUGACCAGGGUGAUGGCUGAUAGUGGGAGGGUGUACCAUGAAGCCUUCCUACACUGUCUGGGGUGGGAGGCUUUGAGCAUCAUGUGCCUGCCCACAUGGGAGAAAGUGGGGAUGCUGCAGCUGCCCACAGUCACCAGCAUCCACCCAGCUGCCCAAGUUGUGUUUGCAGGCAUCCCUGCCCAGAGGUUUGCAGUGUAAGACCCCUCCAUCCUGAAAACCUGUUGCUUUGCCCUGCCAGUCAGGCCUGAGCAGCUUGCAUUUCUCUGUGGAUUGCUGUGCUGCCCUGACUGCUGCUGCAGGGACGGGGUGAGACGUGCCCUGCCGUGCUGCUGGAGUCACUGUCCUCAGCACGGAGCCGGACAGGCUGCCCCAGCCCAGAUCACAUUUUCUUUCCAGUGCUGAGUAGUUCUGCAUUAGGGUUUUUGUAGUUGCAGCUCCACCCAUACUCAAAGCAGCAGCAUAAUCAAACCAGCAGCAGCACUCUGAUAAACAUUGGGUGAGAUGUUAAUGAGCUGGGUUUAGACAUUUGUAAUGAAGCCCUUCAUCAACCCUGAGUAACUGCUCCAUCCUCCAUCCAUUGCUGGAACCCAGCACUGAACAUGCUGGACACAGCCUGUUACUGGGCUCUGAGCUAUACUUAUAACAGGAAAUAUCUGAUAGACUGCUUUAUGUUUUACACCAAGCAUCUUUAAGAGACUGGACUUGGCAUUGGUUUUAUAGGAAUGUGUGAAAUGUUUUAGUUGAUGAAGCAGUGAUGUAUGAGUCCAGUGCACUGAAUAAAAAUCUUAACUUGUCAAA